UUCCUCUUGGGCUGCUCUCAGAAUCAAGCAUUUUGAGACGGUCCCUUGGCUGGACAAUGAGAGGCAGAAAGGCAUGGGCGCAUGCGCAGAGCGUGAGGGUGAGGUUACUUAGGGUACUAGAGGAGCAGGUGCUUUGCCAGGAGUUGGUGAGUUCGAGCCCCGCUUGCAGCCAAGUCAAGUUGUGCAGCACCAGAAGUGGGAUGGCAGCACAGUGCGGACAGGGGGCCCGGGUGCGGACGGUGCUGGGGGCCAUGGAUUUCGGACGGAGGGCCAGCGAGGAGACCAGCGAGGCCAUGCUCAAAGCUUUCCUGGCUCGUGGACAUCGCGAGGUGGACACCGCACAUAUUUACGCCAAGGGCGAGUCGGAGCGGAUCCUGGGCGACCUCCUGGCCAAGGACCCCAAGACGGCGAGAAGCAUCACAGUGGCCACGAAGGCGAAUCCGUUGGAGACCAACAACCUGAAAGCCGAGACCAUCCGCGCGCAACUGGAGGCCUCUCUCAAAAGGCUGCAGAUGAAGAGCGUGGAUAUUUUCUACCUCCACCUUCCUGACCAUGGGACCCCCAUAGAAGAGUCCCUGGCGGCUUGCAACCAGCUGCACAAAGAGGGGAAGUUUAAGGAACUGGGCCUCUCCAACUACUCUUCUUGGGAGGUAGCAGAAAUCCGCACCCUUUGCAAAGCCAACAACUGGGUGCUACCCACGGUUUACCAGGGCAUGUACAACGCGACCACGCGCCAAGUCGAGACGGAGCUCCUUCCCUGCCUGCGGCACUUUGGGAUGCGAUUCUACGCCUUCAACCCUUUGGCCGGGGGAUUUCUGACCGGGAGGUACAAGUACGAAGACAAAGAUUCGAACCAGCAACCGGAUAGCCGUUUUUUUGGCGAUCAGUGGGCCCAAGUAUACAUGGACAGGUACUGGAAGAAGCACCACUUUGAAGGGUUGGCAUUGGUAGAAAACGCUCUCCGCGAAGCCUACGGUUCGAAUCCUCCCAGCCUCACCUCCACCGCCUUGCGCUGGAUGUAUCACCACUCAAAGCUGCAGGGAGACCGUGGGGAUGCUGUGAUCAUUGGGGCUUCCAAACUGGAGCAGCUGCAAGAGAACCUCAAAUGCUGUGAAGAGGGCCCUCUCCUCCCAGGAGUGGUCGAAGCCUUUGAGAAAGCCUGGCACCUCACAGCCCACGACUGCGCAAACUAUUUCCGCUGAGUGUGAAUUGUGCAUCCAAUUGACUGGAAACAACGUCUUCACGCUCUUAUAGUGCCUCACCACCCUUUGCCUUAAUCGAGGACCCUUUCUAUCAUGGGACUGCAACUCCCAUCAGCCCUGGCUAGCCCGGCUGUCACGGCUCUCCUGCUUCUGCCUUAAAUCAGGAACGUACUUUUUCCCCCUGCAAAUUUUGUGACCCCCCCUUCUAUAUCCGCACUGCACAUAUAAACCAGUUUCGCACCACAUUUAAGCAUUGUGGCUCCAUGCUGUGGGAUUCAGGGAAGCAUAGUUUCUUGUGGCACUAAUGCUCUCCAGUAGAGAAGGCCAGAUGUCUCCCGGAACAACAAAUCCCAGGAUACCAUCGCAUUGAGCCAGGCCAGUUAAAGCGGUGUCAAAACUGAGUUAUUUCUGCAGUGCGGAUGCAACCAGGCUCUUCCCUUGCAAGGUGGUAGGUUUUCUCUUUGCAAUCUGUCUGUUGCAGAUGAAACCAUAUUCUUUCAUAUAGUAUCCCAUAUAUAUAUAUAUAUAUAUAUAUAUAUAUAUAUAUAUAUUCUUUAUAUUCAUAUAUUUUUCAUAUACAGUAGUAUCCUAUAAUAAUGCCUAAUAAUGUCUAAUAUUUGUUUUUUUAUUCAAUCUUUAUACAAAUUUAUAACAACAAAUUCAACACAUGUCUUUGAAAUCAGAUUGGCGAUUGAUAUAAAAUCGGUCCCUCUCCCUCAGUUUCAUUGUUGAAUGACGAAAUAUGAAAAUAUAGUUCAAUUGCACAGCAUGAAAA
This is a messenger RNA of Sceloporus undulatus (fence lizard), 1977 nucleotides long. Its product is annotated as aflatoxin B1 aldehyde reductase member 4-like. The transcript is spliced from 7 exons. The record is from RefSeq and is a predicted model, not a curated record. Bases 57 to 1202 code for a protein of 381 amino acids. Gene Ontology annotation, molecular function: oxidoreductase activity. Lineage: Eukaryota; Metazoa; Chordata; Lepidosauria; Squamata; Phrynosomatidae.